This is a messenger RNA of Salvelinus fontinalis (brook trout), 5194 nucleotides long. Its product is annotated as disintegrin and metalloproteinase domain-containing protein 12-like. The record is from RefSeq and is a predicted model, not a curated record. Gene Ontology annotation, molecular function: metalloendopeptidase activity. The coding region runs from base 1 to 2796 and encodes 931 amino acids. Gene Ontology annotation, biological process: proteolysis. The transcript is spliced from 20 exons. Lineage: Eukaryota; Metazoa; Chordata; Actinopteri; Salmoniformes; Salmonidae.
AUGGACAAGCUGAGUGGCUUCAUCUCCCUGGAAAACAGAUCCUACGUGUUGGAGCCGUCGACGGAUCCCUCCGGUGGAUCCCACAGGAUCUACCGGUCAGAACAGCUCGACUUCACACCCGGCUCGUGUGGUCAUGGCUUCAACAUAUCGCUGGUUCGUGGAGACACCCAGAACACCCACAACCAAUCAGACGGCCCCUUCGGAGCCUUCAGCACCAGGCAAAGGAGACAUGCCCAGAGCACCACCAAGUAUGUGGAGCUGAUCAUCGUAGCUGACAACAGAGAGUUCCAGAAACAAGGGAAGGACGUGGAGAAGGUCAAACAGAGGCUGGCUGAGAUCGCCAAUUACGUGGACAAGUUCUACCGUGCCCUGAACAUCCGUGUAGCUCUGGUGGGUUUGGAGGUGUGGAGUGACCAGGAUAGGUGUCCUAUCACCCAGGAUCCCUUCACCACCCUGCAUGAGUUCCUAGACUGGAGGAAACUCAAACUGCUGCCCAACAGGCCCCACGAUAAUGCACAGCUAGUCAGCGGGGUGUUCUUCCAGGGUACCACCAUCGGCAUGGCACCCAUCAUGAGCAUGUGUACAGCAGAGCAGUCUGGGGGCAUCGUCAUGGAUCACUCGGACAACCCCCUGGGAGCCGCGGUUACUCUGGCCCACGAACUCGGACACAACUUUGGAAUGAACCAUGACACCCCAGAGCGGGGGUGUGGCUGCAGGGUGACGGUGGACCGAGGAGGCUGCAUCAUGACCCCCUCUACAGGGUACCCCUUCCCAACAGUAUUCAGCUCCUGUAGUAUAAAGGAUCUGUCUGCCAGUCUGGAGAAGGGAGUGGGGAUGUGUCUGUUCAACAUGCCCGAGGUCAAGGUGCUCUACGGGGGACAGAAGUGUGGCAACGGAUACGUGGAGGAAGGAGAGGAGUGUGACUGUGGAGAACUGGAGGAGUGUAUGAAUCCAUGCUGUAACUCUACAACCUGUACUCUGAAGGGGGAUGCUGUGUGUGCUCACGGACAGUGCUGUGAUGACUGCCUGCUGAAACCAGCGGGCACCCCGUGCAGGGAUUCGAGUAACUCAUGUGACCUGCCAGAGUUCUGUACCGGUGCCAACCCCCAUUGCCCUGCUAAUGUGUACCUGCAUGACGGGCACACCUGCCACAACGUGGACGGACACUGUUACAACGGGAUCUGCCAGACACACGAGCAGCAGUGCAUCACUCUCUGGGGCCAGGGAGCCAAGCCCGCCCCAGGGAUCUGCUUUGAGAGAGUCAACUCGGCAGGAGACCCCUAUGGGAACUGUGGGAAAGACUCUAAGGGAUCCUUCGCCAAGUGUGACGCUCCAGAUGCUAAGUGUGGCAAAAUACAGUGUCAAGGAGGAGCCAACCGGCCAAUAAUAGGCACCAACGCUGUCUCCAUAGAAACCAACAUCCCCCUCCAAGAGGGGGGCCGGAUCCUGUGCCGGGGGACCCAUGUCUACCUGGGGGACGACAUGCCUGACCCGGGCCUCGUCAUGUCGGGCACCAAGUGUGGCGACGCCAUGAUGUGUCUGAACCGUCAGUGUCAGAACGUCAGUGUCUUUGGAGUGCAGCAGUGCUCAGAGAAAUGCAGCGGUCGAGGGGUGUGUAAUAACAACAAGAACUGCCACUGCGAGGCCCACUGGGCUCCUCCCUUCUGUGACAGGGCAGGCUUCGGGGGAAGUGUGGACAGUGGACCGAUGAGGCUAGCAGACUACGGUGGCGUGGCGGUGGGGGUCCUGUUGACUCUAAUAACCUUCCUGGGAGCCGGCCUCAUCGUCUCCAUCAAGAGAAAGACCCUGCUGAGACUACUAUUCACCAACAAGAAGAACACUAUGGACAAGCUGAGGUCGGUGGGGUCUAACAGAUCAUCCAGUCCUGUCCAUAGAGAUUCCCCACCUGGUCAGCCUCAAGCCCAGACACCGACACAGAGACAGAAACACAGCAGCAGCAUCUUCAAGCCUCCUCCCCAAAAUCAACACCCUCCUGGGCAGCCCUACCCCUCCCACAGCCUGCAACGACUACCCCAGUGCUCCCCUGUUCACCUCAGUCACCCCGUCCCCCUGUCCCCUACGUCAGCCCCUGGACCAGGACAGCCCAGACCACCUAUUCCCCCUCCUCACCGAGCCCUGCCUCCCCAUGGCCAAGGACAUGCCCACAGCCACACCCAGGCUCCGCCCAGAGGGGCGUCGUUUCGCAGUGUGCCACAGCACCAUAACUCCUGCAGGAUGGUCUUGGAUUUGGAGAAGCCUAGUCCACCCCAGAAACCCCUACCUGCAGACCCCCUGGGCAGGAAUACCCAGAAGCCUCUACCUGCAGAGCUCCUGGGCAGGAAUAUCCAGAAGCCUCUACCUGCUGACCCCCUGGGCAGGAAUAUCCAGAAGCCUUUACCUGCCGACCCACUGGGCAGGAAUACCCAGAAGCCUCUACCUGCAGACCUCCUGGGCAGGAAUAUCCAGAAGCCUCUACCUGCUGACCCCCUGGGCAGGAAUAUCCAGAAGCCUUUACCUGCCGACCCACUGGGCAGGAAUACCCAGAAGCCUCUACCUGCCUACCCCCUGGGCAGGAAUACCCAGAAGCCUUUGCCUGCUAACCCUAACCCUAACUCCCCCGGAAGGAGUGGUCAUCUGAUUCGUAGCCCCAUUGCUGUCGGAGUCCCCAUCCCUGUACCUGUCCCCGGUGUCCCCAGGCCGCUGAGACCUGUUCCACACCACAACAGGUCUGUUCCUAAGCAACCCCCAACACUACCUAAGCCUCGUAUGAUCGUCCACGCCAAGUUCAGCAGCUGAGAGCAGCUGGAAUAAACUGAAGGGAAUUUAAAGGACGUUCUUUCUGUAAAACGAUAAAGACAUUUCACUUGCACUAUGAAACCUUAAGAUGUGGUGUCUCUGAGUUUUGAAUAAUGGGGACGGACCGUUGGGCGGUUGGCGUGUCAGCGAGUCAGUUCCCCCCCGUUGGUGCUCUGAUGUCAGAGGUGCUAUAGGUCUGAGCUCAGGUACAUGUAUGUAAAGUAUUUAUGUUUUGUGUAUUUAUUAAUUAGUUACCACACAGUGCACUGUGCCAGACACUUGGGAUUUAAUUUGUAGUAUUUGUUAAUUUUUUAUUUGUUUCUACUGUUUUAGUCAUUUGAUUUCAAUCAUGGGGAUAUUUUAACCUGUUUUGAUAGACAGGAAGCCAGGGGAAAAGUACAACUUAACAAAGCCUGUCUCUGGAGGUCUGGGAAGUUGUAAAGACCCGAACAUGGCGUUCAAUGAAAUCGAUUCAGAACAAAGGGAAAGACAUCUACAAACAUCAGAAAGGGCGACUUUCAUCCGCACUUGGGUUGACGGACUUGGGUUGAUGGACUCGGGUUGACGGACUUGGGUUGACGGACUCGGGUUGACGGACUCGGAUUGACGGACUUGGGUUGCGUAUGACGCCACCUGCUGUAAGACAACGGCAUCACUGGUAAAUCCUGCCGCAGGUCUUCCUCCAUCCAGUAUACAGCCAGCUGUUUCUCCCUCUGUGACCGUACUAUGUAUGCACUGAUGCUGAGAGACUGAGCCCUGAGGAACACCAAUAACAACCUUACACCAACCUUACAACAACCAUACACAAACCUAACACCAACCUUACACCAGCUAUACACCAAUCUUUCACCAACUAUACACCAACCUUUCACCAACCUUACACCAGCUAUACAUCAAUCUUUCACCAACUAUACACCAACCUUACAUCAUCUAUACACCAAUCUUUCACCAACUAUACACCAACCAUACACCAACCUUACACCAGCUAUACACCAAUCUUUCACCAACUAUACACCAACCAUACACCAACCUUACACCACCUAUACACCAAUCUUUCACCAACUAUACACCAACCUUUCACCAACCUUACACCAGCUAUACACCAAUCUUUCACCAACUAUACACCAACCAUACACCAACCUUACACCAACUAUACACCAAUCUUUUACCAACUAUACACCAACUAUACACCAACUAUAAACCAACCUUACACCAACCUUACACCAAUCUUUCAACAACUACAGCGCCUUACAAAAGUAUUCAUCCCCCUUGGCGUUUUUCCGAUUUUGUUGCAUUAUAACCUGUAAUUUAAAUUGAUUUUUAUUUGGAUUUCAUGUAAUGGACAUACAGAAAGUAGUCCAAAUUGGUGAAGUGAAAUGAAAAAAAUAACUUUAAAUAAAAAAAUCAUAAAAAACUGAAAAGUGGUGUGUGCAUAUGUACUCACCCCCGUUGCUAUGAAGCCCCUAAAUAAGAUCUGGUGCAACCAAUUACCUUCAGAAGUCACAUAGUUAGUUAAAUAAAGUCCACCUGUGUGCAAUCUAAGUGUCACAUGAUCUGUCACAUGAUCUCAGUAUAUAUACACCUGUUCUGAAAGGCCCCAGAGUCUGCAACACCACUAAGCAAGGGGCACCACCGAGCAAGCGGCGACAUGAAGACCAAGGAAGCGCUCCAAACUGGUCAGGGACAAAGUUGUGGAGAAGUACAGAUCAGGGUUGGGUUAUAAAAAAAUAUCCGAAACUAUGAACAUCCCACGGAGCACCAUUAAAUCCAUUCUAAAAAAAUGGAAAGAAUAUGGCACCACAACAAACCUGCCAAGAGAGGGCCGCCCACCAAAACUCAAAGACCAGGCAAGGAGGGCAUUAAUCAGAGAGGCAACAAAGAGACCAAAGAUAACCCUGAAGGAGCUGCAAAGCUCCACAGCGGAGAUUGGAGUAUCUGUCCAUAGGACCACUUUAAGCCGUACACUCCACAGAGCUGGGCUUUACGGAAGAGUGGCCAGAAAUAAUCCAUUGCUUAAAGAAAAAAAUAAGCAAACACGUUUGGUGUACGCCAAAAGGCAUGUGGGAGACUCCCCAAAAAUAUGGAAGAAGGUACUCUGGUCAGAUAAGACUCAAAUUGAGCUUUUUGGCCAUCAAGGAAAACGUUAUGUCUGGCGCAAACCCAACACCUCUCAUCACCCCGAGAACAACAUCCCCAUAGUGAAGCAUGGUGGUGCCAGCAUCAUGCUGUGGAGAUGUAUUUCAUCGGCAGGGACGGGGAAACUGGUCAGAAUUGAAGGAAUGAUGGAUGGCGCUAAAUACAGGGAAAUUCUUGAGGGAAACCUGUUUCAGUCUUCCAGAGAUUUGAGACUUGGAUGGAGGUUCACCUUCCAGCAGAACAAUGACCUUAAGCAUACUGC